AUGCGUAGAGAGUUGUCUCUGCGACUUAAAGCCCCGACCACAGCCAAUACAAUUGACUGUAUUAUCCAUAAUGUGAAGAUGGUGGAUGCUCGGAGUGAGGCAUGCGGUGAUCCGCCAUAUGUACGUGAAAGGGAAUAUGAAAAGACAUUGAAUGGUGACAAAAGGUUAAGAAGAACUAGGAUUACCUCCGGCAGGGCAACCUUGGCAAAAUGCUUGGACUCCAGUUUGGGUGGCCAUCAACAAGAUGCAUGCAAAUGGAGAGUGCGGGCUCCGGGGGUAGCAAGUGCGAUGUUGAAAAAGAUGGUUGGCAUGCCGAAAUCGGAGGGUGAAGAUGCAUGCCUGAAGUUCAGGCAAGUCCUAGAACAAAAUAAAGUGAAGGAGAGAGAAAUUCAAAAACUCACCAAAGUCGGCUGCGUUAGGGCGACACAAGUGGAGGGUGGGGGCAUGCAAGGGCAUUGCGGAACACACAAGUCUAUUCUCGUUAACGGUACCGACCAGGUCAUCAUCCAUGACAAUGUCAUUGUCAUGGAGAUUGAAAACCUCCUAACUGGUUGGCCAACUUAUGAGAUUAACUUUAUGCCCGAGAACCCGGGCCCAUUGAAACUAAUCAUCUGCCUCAAAGACCCUGUCAAAAUGGUUCACAUCAAAGAUUCUACAGAUAGUGAGGUGAACUUGUUGAUCCCAGGCAAUCACAAAAGGAAAAAGACCUCGUUGACCAAUCACGAGAGCAAGAAGAUCAAAAUGUUUUCAGCCGAUACCAUCAGGAUCACGGAAGAUCUUGGACGCCUCAAGAUCACGUCCCAGAGUUCCAGAAUUAACUCUGUCAAAGCAAAGCCAGUGCGCUUGUUGGGAGCCCGCAAAAAUCCUCCGUCACACAAACUCAAAUUCAAGAGUAGCACCGAUUGGCCACCCCAACGCCAUCACCGUUUCAGGGAUGUGGUAGAUAAGGAUUCCGUUGCUGAUUUAGAUUUUUUGCAAGCUUUGCCUGCUCCUGUUGCCGCAGACUUAGAUUAG
Messenger RNA from Suillus discolor, 1014 nucleotides. RefSeq lists its product as uncharacterized. The record is from RefSeq and is a predicted model, not a curated record. The transcript is spliced from 9 exons. The coding region runs from base 1 to 1014 and encodes 337 amino acids. Lineage: Eukaryota; Fungi; Basidiomycota; Agaricomycetes; Boletales; Suillaceae.